GCCGGACAGCUGGCACACUGGACCCGGACUGAGCCCGACUGUCGUUCCUGUGAUGCCCCAGGUCGGGCUGAACUGGCCCGGGUGUCGCGAUGCCUUACGUGGAUCGACAGAAUCGCAUCUGCGGCUUCUUGGACAUCGAGGAGAACGAGAGCAGCGGCCGAUUCCUGCGCCGAUACUUCAUCCUCAACACUCAGCUGGGGAAGCUGCUGUGGUACAUGGACAACCCUCAGAAUCUGCCUGAUGGAGCAGAACAGGUGGGAUCUCUAAAUCUCACCUACAUCUCCAAGGUCAGCGAUGCCACCAAACUCAGACCAAAGGCCGAGUUCUGCUUUGUCAGAGCCGCAGCAGAGCUUUCACCUGGCAAACAUGCGGCCCGCGGACCAGAUACGACCCGCUGA
Messenger RNA from Scomber japonicus (chub mackerel), 398 nucleotides. RefSeq names its product pleckstrin homology domain-containing family A member 1-like. The transcript has 5 exons. Gene Ontology annotation, molecular function: PDZ domain binding. The record is from RefSeq and is a predicted model, not a curated record. Gene Ontology annotation, cellular component: cytoplasm; membrane. NCBI's taxonomy places the organism in Eukaryota, Metazoa, Chordata, Actinopteri, Scombriformes, Scombridae. Bases 90 to 398 code for a protein of 102 amino acids.